GUCUCCCUGCCAGGAAGUUCAGGAACUCGGUCACCGCCCCAGCCCUCCGCUACUGCCGUUGUUGAGCAAUAGUCUGCCUCUCAUCGAAACUCUUUGGAUAUUCUGCUCUCAGGAUCUUUUGGGUGGUAUUAAAUUAACUUUCGGUUACAAGUAUCUAAAGAAGGCGACGCAGCCCUAGUUUUGAGUGGUCGACUCGAGGGCAUUCAUUUAAGGGAGCCUGCGAGGCGAGGAAAGAGAAGAAAACUUCUGAGGAAAGCCAGACACAAUGUCAACUUUCGCCACGCCUAACAUCAACUUUAAAUGGGACCCAAAGAGCCUGGAGAUACGCACUCUAGCAGUGGAGAGGCUGCUGGAGCCCCUUGUUACCCAGGUUACCACACUGGUAAAUUCCAGUAAUAAAGGUCCAUCUAACAAGAAGAAGGGGCGCUCUAAAAAGGCUCAUGUUUUGGCUGCUUCAGUGGAGACUGCAACUCAGAACUUCCUUGAGAAAGGAGAGAAGAUUGCAAAGGAAAGCCAGUUCCUCAAGGAUGAGCUGACGGCUGCAGUGGAGGAUGUCCGUAAGCAAGGAGAGUCAAUGAGGCAAGCUUCAGGAGAAUUUGCAGAAGACCCCUGCUCCUCUGUAAAGAGGGGUAAUAUGGUUCGUGCUGCCAGGGCCCUGCUCUCAGCUGUCACGCAUCUGCUGGUGCUGGCAGACAUGUCUGAUGUGUACAAACUCCUCGUUCAGCUUAAACUGGUGGAGGAUGGUCUGGUUAAAGUGCGUAAUGCAGCUACAGAGCAGGACUUGGAAAACCAAAACAGCGCUCUGAAACCAGAGGUGAACAAGCUGAACUCGAUGGCUGCCAAGAGACAACAGGAGCUAAAGGACGUCCAUCACAAGGACCAAAUGGCUGCUGCGCGUGGAGUGCUACAAAGGAACAUCCCCUUGCUGUACACAGCAACCCGUGCCUGCCUGCAGCAUCCUGACGUGGCAGCCUACAAGGCUAACCGUGACCUGAUCUACAAGCAGCUGCAGCAAGCAGUGUCCGGAAUCUCCAAUGCUGCCCAGGCCACGACCGCUGAAGACUCGGCACUCGGUCAUCCAGCAGGGGGCGGAGAGCUGGCUUACGCCCUCAACAAUUUUGAUAAACAAAUCAUUGUUGACCCUCUGGCGUUCAGCGAGGAGCGCUUUCGUCCUUCUCUGGAGGAGCGCCUUGAAAGCAUUAUUAGUGGAGCUGCCCUCAUGGCUGAUUCCUCUUGCACACGUGAUGACCGCAGGGAGCGCAUUGUGGCGGAAUGCAACUCUGUGCGUCAAGCACUACAGGACCUUCUGAGCGAGUACAUGGGAAAUACUGGGAGAAAAGACAGAAGCGACACUCUGAACACAGCCAUCGACAGAAUGACAAAGAAGACUAGAGAUCUUCGUAGACAGCUUCGCAAAGCUGUGAUGGACCACGUCUCUGAUUCUUUCCUGGAGACCAACGUUCCUCUCUUGGUCCUGAUUGAAGCUGCAAAGAAUGGCAAUGAAAAAGAAGUGAAGGAGUACGCACAGGUGUUUCGUGAACACGCCCACAAGCUGAUUGAGGUGGCCAACCUGGCAUGCUCCAUUUCCAACAACGAAGAGGGGGUGAAGCUUGUCCGCAUGGCAGCGUCUCAGCUCGAAACUCUAUGCCCCCAGGUGAUCAAUGCAGCACUGGCCCUCGCUGCCAAACCCAAUAGUAAGGUGGGCCUGGACAACAUGGAUUUGUUCAAGGAACAGUGGGAGAAACAAGUCCGUGUCCUCACUGAUGCUGUUGAUGACAUAACAUCCAUUGAUGACUUCCUGUGUGUGUCUGAGAACCACAUCUUGGAGGAUGUGAAUAAGUGUGUCAUUGCUCUGCAAGAGAAGGACGUUGAUGGCUUGGAUCGCACUGCUGGGGCCAUUCGAGGACGUGCUGCCAGGGUUGUUCAUGUGGUCACUUCCGAAAUGGACAAUUACGAACCUGGAGUCUACACAGAGAAGGUUUUGGAGGCCACCAAGCUCCUUACUAACACAGUCAUGCCACGAUUCACACUGCAGGUAGAAGCUGCAGUCGAGGCCUUAUCCAGUGGCGACCCCUCAGUGGAUGAGAAUGAACUAAUCGAUGCAUCCCGUCUGGUGUACGACGGCAUCCGCGACAUCCGCAAAGCAGUCCUCAUGAUCAGAACUCCAGAAGAACUGGACGACUCCGAUUUUGAGACGGACGACUUUGAAGUACAAAGCAGGACCAGCGUUCAGACAGCAGAUGACCAGCUUAUUGGUGGCCAAACUGCGCGUGCUAUCAUGGCCCAGCUGCCUCAGGAGGAUAAGGCAAAGAUUGCAGAACAAGUGGCUAGCUUCCAAGAAGAAAAGAGCAAGCUGGAUGCCGAGGUAUCCAAGUGGGAUGACAGUGGCAACGACAUCAUUGUGUUGGCCAAGCAGAUGUGCAUGAUCAUGAUGGAGAUGACAGACUUUACCAGGGGAAAAGGGCCACUGAAAAACACAUCUGAUGUCAUCAGUGCUGCCAAGAAAAUCGCAGAGGCAGGAUCAACAAUGGACAAGCUGGGUCGCACCAUUGCUGACAACUGUCCUGACUCUUCCUGCAAGCAGGACCUGCUGGCCUACCUGCAGCGCAUCGCUUUGUACUGCCACCAGCUCAACAUCUGCAGCAAAGUCAAAGCCGAGGUCCAGAACCUGGGAGGGGAGCUGGUCGUUUCAGGGUUGGACAGCGCCAUGUCCCUCAUUCAGGCUGCAAAGAACCUGAUGAAUGCGGUGGUGUCCACCGUCAAGGCUUCUUACGUCGCUUCCACCAAGUACCAGAAGAGCAAAGGCAUGGAGGCCCUCAACAUGCCCGCCGUUUCCUGGAAGAUGAAAGCUCCUGAGAAGAAACCUCUGGUGAAGAGGGAGAAGGAUGACGGCCAGGCCAGAGUCAAGAGAUCCUCUCAAAAGAAGCAGGUCAACGUGGUGCAGGCUCUGAGCGAGUUCAAAGCCAUGGAUAGCAUCUAGACAAACGCACACACACCAUUGAUUCCCAAGAACACAAGUUAACGACCAAUGAGUUUGGAAUAGAUGGAGCUUGUCAUUGUUUCAUUAAGAAGACUCCUUGCCUGUCAGUCCAUCUGCAGCUUAUCUGUUGUAUUUCCACACUGCCCCAUUCCUGUUGCUUGCAUUCAGAUUGGCCAUGGCGCUCUCUUUGUAGAGGCUGUCAUUAGAGGGAAUCAGCUGGGCGAGCCUUUCUUCCUCCAUGUGUGUGGGGGCUUCGCCAGAGUGGAACUAACUCUUUCCUAACUACUUUAAAAGUAACACUUUUGGGCCAAGAGCUUCAUUCUGUUUUUCCUACUCUUUUCAGGAAAUAUUACCUAUGCAAAAUUUCAAUUGCCUUUUUUUUUUUUUUUUUUUUUGUUAUUGAGCAAUAAGUGUAGGUUUUUGUUUGUGAUGGGUAAAGGAGCGACAUGACACGUUUGGGUUCUUCUGUGUUGAGCUGUCUCCAUGUCUGCCUGUUCUUACAGUUCCAGCUGUAAAAACAUCGACUUAAAUGUUUUCUGCUUAUUCGAUUUUGGGAGGCUUUGAGUUUUUACGUCUAUUUUAAUUCUAAAUUAACCACCUGAAUCGGAUUUUGUCUUUAAGCCAAAGGAGGCAGGUUUUGGUCCAGAACCGGUCCAGUUAGAUAACCACAUUUAAAAGCAAACCGGUUUGGGAUCCACAGAAAUGAAUCCAAUCAAUGAUUUCCAAAUCCAACAAACUCUGCUCACAUCCAGACCGAGGACUUUUGUUUUAUGUCCAAUCAACAUUUUUGUCUUUUAGUUUAGUUCAUCAGUGCAAUCUGUCUCUUUCGUUUCUGUGUACCAACUUGUUUUGUCCUUGAGUUUUUGAACACUAAUCAUGAUUUUAAGUUCCAUGAGUGUUUUAUAAAGAAACCUUGAUAGAUUUUGGAGCUUUAAAGAACCUUUAUUUUGUUUUAACUUUGAGUCACAGCAGUCGUUCAGUGGAGUUGUUGUGCAGCAGAGUUGCAUGCUGGGACAUUGGUGUGGAGCUCCCGCUGCUCAGAAACUUUUUGUCAAACAUCUCUAAACUCCAGCUGGAUGGGCAUGUCUGGUUUUCUUUGACAGGUGCUUCUUUUUGUUUCCUCCUUCAUAGUUGAAGCCAGGCAGAAUGUUUUCCUCCAUUUGCACCCCUUUUGCUGUUUUUGGAUUUCAAUUUGGAGUGGAAUAGUAUUUUUAUUUACUGCUCACUUCUUAGUACACACCUUGUAUCAUUGUGCCUGAUUUAUAUAUAUUAAACAAAUAAAAUCAA
Molecule: messenger RNA, 4267 nt
Organism: Oryzias latipes (Japanese medaka)
Lineage: Eukaryota; Metazoa; Chordata; Actinopteri; Beloniformes; Adrianichthyidae
Gene: ctnna1
Product: catenin (cadherin-associated protein), alpha 1
Biological process (GO): cell migration; cell-cell adhesion
Cellular component (GO): adherens junction; catenin complex
Molecular function (GO): beta-catenin binding; actin filament binding; cadherin binding
Source: RefSeq, a predicted model, not a curated record